Molecule: messenger RNA, 1851 nt
Organism: Volvox carteri f. nagariensis
Lineage: Eukaryota; Viridiplantae; Chlorophyta; Chlorophyceae; Chlamydomonadales; Volvocaceae
Exons: 6
Coding region: 157-1440 (427 amino acids)
Molecular function (GO): protein binding
Source: RefSeq, a predicted model, not a curated record
CUAUAACGAAUGGACUCACCGGGCAUGGCGUGCUAGCCGACAGCUGGUACACCUCAACCAUGAUAAUCCCCCGUCAAGUUGAUUGCGUGAAGGUUGCCAUGCUUGAAGGGGCGCGGCCUUGUCGCCACCCGGGACAUUGCGUUAGGGGAGGUGGUGAUGGCCACGCCACCGCUCGCCCUGGUGACCUCGUCGCAGCGACAGCGCCCCUCGGGAGAGCUCGUUGUUGAUGAAAUCCUGGAGCGCAAGCUAUACGCCAGCAAAUGGUUCUCGGUGCUAUACGACGGGAGCAGCCGCUCUUGUAAUGCCCAGUUCCAGUUGGCUCCCUGUGAUUCAACAUCCAUCUUCAGUAAUGCCACUGCACCAGGAUCCGAAGGAACGGAUGCGCCACGGGCCGAGCAGCCGCCAGAGCCAGUCCUGGCCUCGACACUCUCCCUUACCAAGGCAGGGCCAGCCGCAGCCGUCCCCCCAGCCAAGAAGAAGGGUUUCCUGGCGAGCCGUAGCCCAACUGCGCGGCGGGGCAAGAGCUCCCAGGCAAGUGCUGCUGCCGCGGUGGCGGCGGCGGCAGCAGGCGACUCAGGGGCCGCAGCCGCCGAGGCGCUUCCCAUGCCAGACAGGCGCGAACAAACUCGCCUAGCAAAGGUUGUCAAGUUUAACUGCUUUGGGGAUGAUGCAGAGGACCUGGCGGCAUGUGAGUGCCGUGGCGAGCAGCCCCGCGGCCACAUCGGGCUGUGGCCCGAGUUUGCGCUGCUCAACCACUCUUGUGCGCCCAACACCACAAACUUCGUCAUCGGCGGCUCCAUGGUCGUGCGAGCGUGUCGGAGAAUUAAGGCAGGGGAGGAGCUGCUGCCCUUCAACCGCCGGAUCGGCAUCCUGUCAGAGGACUACGGCUUCGAGUGCAGCUGUGAACGGUGUCGGGCAGAGCAAGCGCACUACGAGAAGGUGGAGGACGUGUACAUGGAGCUCUUCGAGGCGGUGAACGACAAGUUGGGGCCUGCUUUCCUGGAGGGGCGGGCAGUAGGCGACAUGGAGGCCGUUGGGGACGUGCAGCGGGAGGUACAGUCGUGGUUGCGCCGGCUCUACGGGCUCUUCCGCAAGACCCUGCUAGCACCUGACGUACGACAGUAUAUCAUCGCGAGCAUGUACGACGCAUACGACCUGUUGUUUUCCUGCGCAGCGGCGCUCGGACAGGGUGAAGACGCAAGCAGUUUGCAGGCGAGCCUCAAGGCCAUCGAAGCGGUGUCCGCCGGGUCAGAUUUACACGUGCUGCUUGCUGUGCGGCACUACGAUUGCACAGUGAAGGAGCAUGGCGACGGCAGCGGGCUGGCGGGAUUGGCCAGGGAAACGCUACGGCGAGCACACGUGGCACGGUACGGGCCGGUCAGCGAGGAGAUGAUAUCGAGGCUGAUUGACCUCAACCGGAAGCUACACGUGGAGUCUUGAGGCGGGUGUGGGUCGGACGAUAUCUGGCACUCUACUUGGGCGAAAUUGAGCUAGGGGAUGGCUGUCAGCCGGCAAGAGCACGGCAGGAAACGUCGUAUGCAGGUGUGAAAGGGUCCCCUUGGAAAGCAAUUACCAGGUUUUUUCAAUUGGCAGCCAAAGGAAGAUUGCUGCCAUAGUGCUGGGCCUCAGGAUUGCGCUUAAAGGGAGGUUUGCCUGAAGAGCUUUUUUUCAUAGACACCGAGACGGGUGCUUGUGUGGCGUGCGGGCAGUGCGAGUGGCGCGUGGGCAGCGGCACGGGACGCUCAGGGGGCAUUUGCAGGGGCGCAUGUACGUUGAUGGUUGGAUGGUGCAGGUCGAUAUGGUGGUCGUCGCACGACUGCUACUGAGGAAUAAUUACGUUAAUUUAAGGGA